AUGGAUCAUCAACAAUACUCAUCCGAUGAUGGAGAAUACUCCUCUAGUAGUAACACCAAUAACUCUUCUACCAACAAUCAUAAAAACAAUGACCAUACAACUCCAACAAAAUCAAAAGCGGGAGAAUUUGGCAGACCUCUCAUUCCCUUUUUCAUUGAUGGAACCAAUGGAACAACACCAACAGGUGGAUACUCUGUAAAUGAAGAUUUAUUUCUAACAGACGAGCAGGCCCAACAACAGCAGCGAGUAUUUGUACCAAAAGGAGAGAAAUCAAUUCGCGUAAGAGAAUUUAAAGAUGGCUACUUUGAAUACAAAGAUCUUUCUUUGGACAAUGUCAAAGACAAAUUAACAUUUGACUCUAGAAAUCCGUCAUCCUCUUCCGGUAAUAGCAAUACUUCUUCAUCAUCCUCUCAGCAACCUCAUUUCUUUGCUCAUCAUGUGACAUCCCCGCCACAAGCAGACAAAUCGUCAUCAGAUAAUGGCCUUGGAAAAAAGUCGAGAACCUCAACGAAGGAUCAUUUUGCUAAUUAUGAGAGAAUGGUGGUUCCCUAUCAACACUAUAAUACCACCACAAAAUCAAACGAAAACAGUAGCGGAGAUGAAAAUAUGGCCUCUGAGCAAUCGAAUGGUCGUGAAAAUAAUUCUUCGUCUUUCUCCAACAAUGGCAUGGAUAAUUCUGGUGAAGAUGAAGAAAACAAGAGAAACAAAAAGAAAAAGAAGAAGGUAAUGGUUCCUGUUAAUGUUCAAAAACAGAGCAUUUCAAAUAGUAGCAGCAAUAGUAGUGGAAAUUCUGGAUCGAAUGCUGCUCUCAAAUCUGUUUUGAAGAAGAGCCCUUCAUCAACACGUUCCUCAUCUUCAAACGACACUAGUUCGAACAAACCAUCCGUGUCAACAUCUUCAAAUGCUUCUCCCCAAUCCUCAGCUAGUAACAGCAAGACGUCACCAAUCUCCAAUGUACAUUCUUCCACAAAUGUAGGUCCUACCAAGUCAUCAUCGAACACUACUACUUAUACUUUACUUGCUCCAUCCUACUUUAAUGCUUCGGAACGAAAAAGAGUUUCAAUUUACUCUCCAAAGGAGGGACUUUUGAAACCAACAUGGUUUCCAUCUUGGCAUAGCUUUGACAUGGCAUAUUUGGAAAGUACCGUUCUGAAGGAUUUGGAAGAACAGAAAUUUCAAACACCUCCUCAUACUUCUUUAAAACUCAAACCCAAUGCUCCAAUGCCAUCAAGUCCUCCAUUCCAGCAAAACCUACCUCAACUUUCUACAUCUGCAUCUUCAACAUCCUUAACUGAAGAGGAGCUACUUUCAAGUUUAAUCAACGAUGGAUCUGUUAUCAAGCUUGAUUCUAUGGAUAGUUCAUCAAAGAAAGAAUCCUCUUCAGAAAAGAAGUUUGCUGGUGGCUCAUGGUCAAACUCACCACACCCAAGCAAGCUUCCAAAACCUCUUUUCAGUAAUUGA
This is a messenger RNA of Naegleria fowleri, 1461 nucleotides long. RefSeq lists its product as uncharacterized. The record is from RefSeq and is a predicted model, not a curated record. The transcript has a single exon. The coding region runs from base 1 to 1461 and encodes 486 amino acids. NCBI's taxonomy places the organism in Eukaryota, Heterolobosea, Eutetramitea, Acrasida, Naegleriidae.